This is a messenger RNA of Aedes aegypti (yellow fever mosquito), 2138 nucleotides long. RefSeq lists its product as uncharacterized. Gene Ontology annotation, cellular component: nucleus. The record is from RefSeq and is a predicted model, not a curated record. The transcript is spliced from 8 exons. Bases 189 to 1280 code for a protein of 363 amino acids. Lineage: Eukaryota; Metazoa; Arthropoda; Insecta; Diptera; Culicidae. Gene Ontology annotation, molecular function: zinc ion binding.
AAUCACGUCAAUCUAUUGCCGUGCGUUCUGUCAUUAGCAUUCGAAUCAUACAUCAAGUACCAAGUAGAUUACAUUUCGUAGAACUAGUAGUUGCCGUGAAAAACAAAAUUCAAGUAGUUUUAGUACGAUCAAUUUCGACUCCAAGUAGCGGUAGCCCAAUUCCGCACUCGCUAAUCAACCAAUGACCAAUGGCCAAGAUCAGAAAUGUGUUCAAAAAACAUCUCAUCCCCAAUCUGGAGAGCAAAUGUCGUCUCUGCCUUUCGGACAAAGCGAUUGUCCAGUCUAUCUUCGAAUGCGACAGCAAAGAAACGACCGAUACCCUCGUGGAUAAAAUUUUCGAGUGCACUGCAAUUAUGCUUUCCAAGGACUUUGACUUUCCGUCACCGAUUUGCGAGGAUUGCGCGCUCAAACUGGACGAAUAUCUGCUGUUUAGGGCGAAAUGUUUGCGAAGUAACGAAAUUUAUAGAUUCAACAAGUUGCACAAAUCUCUACUUUUCGGUGGCGGAGGACUCAAGACGAGCAGCAAUGAUAAUGCACCAAAAGUGAAUCUAGAUGAAGAUAAGGAUAGGAAACCACCCAAUGAUGAGCAAAACAAGCAAUCAUUAGAACCCAAGGAGGACCAAACAGACAAAGAUGUGAUAGUAACUAGCAGUAGCAGUGAGGGAGCAAACGUUACUGUGAUCAGUAAUAUUGAACUGCCAGGGAAUUUGCAAAUUCCCGUCAAGGACGUGGAAAGCGAUCGGCCACUCGAAUGCAACGGUAACCAUCCGGAAAGUGGCGAUAUCGAUGAUGGCAAGUCCACCGAUUUGUCUGUUGUGGACGAAACGGAAGUUACAACGAUGAGUGAACCGCUGCUGACGAAGGUUGCACCCAGGUGCAAACUGCUAACGAACGCUAUCGAGGGUAUGAGGUUUCCGUUGGAAACUGUGGAAGAGUUAGACUGCCUAGAACGACGCCUCCGGACGUGUUCCGUUACCAAAGAGAAAUUCAUUACACUGCUCAAAUCGCUGAAAACGCACGAUACCUCACUGAGCGAUACAUAUCAACGUUUGUUCACCGACGCGCUUAUGAUCCAUUACAAUUACGACGGCAUCUCUCCCAAAUACAACAAACGGCCAUUGAAGAGUCUUUCCAUUUUCUCUGAGUGCAUGCCAGCUGCCUGGAAUGACCACAUGGACGGGAACAUGGUACGUGAAGCAAUAAUCGAGGCUGUGAAGAAAUCUCAUAAUCGCUACAAUCAAUGCAAGCAUCGCAAAAGAGCCAGUUAUGAAUGGUUAUAGCUGACGAUACCGCACUAGCAAAAUCGGAACACGGUCUCCGGCGUAGACCGUUCUCUAAACAUGUAGCUACCGAAAUUAUAUCACAUUGCUUGAAGCAAUCAGUAGUGAUCAAUUACUCGAGAGUAGUUAAUUUAACGAAAACGAUAGAAAAUGUAGUCAACAUAUUGCAACUAUUCAAAUAUUGCCAAACAUACAAACGAUACAUAGCGGAAGUCGACAUCGACGUUUAGUUACAUUUUAAACAUUUUUAACUAUCAAACCAGUUAGAAGAAAAACGGAUAAUAAAAUGCAUAAAUUGACGUGGAGCAACACACAGUAAUUGAUAUGAUAGCUCACACUGAGAGAUAAUUUAAGUAGAUAAAUUACUCCACUAAAAAGAAUAAGGCGAACUUGCGCCACGUAUCCGUGCAAUAACACAAGAUCAUUGUUAUGAGAAAAAGACAACACUUUUAGAUCGAGGGCUGUAUUGCAGAGAACUUUAGCUAAACUCACACUACAAAGAUAGCAACGCUGUCAAAAAAAAUUCUAGAAUAUUGUUGAUGAUUUACUGGUAAAGUUUAUUUUUUUAUUGUAGGAAAUUUUUGCGAGCUAUUUUAGUAGAAGUGUGUACCAUCAAAAAACAGAGAGCAUUUUUUAAUUCAACCUAAACUGUUCAAUAAUAAUAUCAAUAUAUCAAUAUAACGCUUUGCACAUAAUGCGGAAUUAUAAAUAUUUUAUUUAUAAACGUGCAGACUGCACAGAAAGUGCAAUACGAAACUAUCGCAAGCAUAACCAAUGCCAUGACAGUUAUCACAACCAUUAAAAAGAAUAAAUAUUUGUAUCGAAGUAUUUGAACAAAAUAAAGAUCUGAUUAUUGAA